Messenger RNA from Knipowitschia caucasica, 2481 nucleotides. The record is from the annotation of a GenBank genome assembly. NCBI's taxonomy places the organism in Eukaryota, Metazoa, Chordata, Actinopteri, Gobiiformes, Gobiidae.
AUGGACACCUCAAACUUUGCCCAUGUGAUUUUCCAGAAUGUGGGCAAGAGUUAUCUGCCCCACGCAGCACUAGAGUGUCAUUAUACUCUCACCCAGUUCAUCAAGCCACACCCCAAGGACUGGGUCGGCAUCUUCAAGGUCGGCUGGAGCACCGCGAGGGACUAUUACACAUUCUUGUGGUCGCCGCUGCCGGAGAACUAUGUGGAAGGCACCGCAGUUAACAGAACCGUGGUCUUCCAGGGAUAUUAUGUGCCCAACGACGACGGCGAGUUUUACCAGUUCUGUUACGUGACGCACAAAGGUGAGAUCCGGGGGGCCAGCACUCCGUUCCUGUUCCGUGCCAGCAGCCCCACGGAGGAGGAGCUGCUCACGGUAGAGGAUGAAUGUAAUUCGGACAUCCUGGUCGUCACCACAAAGGCCGGCUUCCUGGAGCAAAAGAUGGAGGAGGUGCAGAGAGAAAAGGAGGAGCUGGUGAAAAACAUGAGCUUGCUGCAGAACCAGAGGGAGCAGCUGGAGGUGGAGAAGGAGGCGCUGCUCAAAGAGUGUGAGCUGGAGAAAGAGCGCCACGCACAACUCAAGCGGGAGAACCAGGACAUCCAGAACUCUUCACAGGCGCUGCAUGAAGAGAAAGAGGAAAUGAAGACGAGACUCACAGAGGCCACUUCCAGAGUCAUCCAGCUGGAGGAAGAUCUGAUUGGUGUCACACAAAAAGGACUGCAGAAGGAAACAGAACUGGACAGUCUCAGAGACAGAGUCAAGAAGCUCACAUCUGGACUGGAUGCUCUGGAGUCACAUCUCAAGAAUGAAAGGGAUGAAAAGGAACUCUACAAGAUUCACCUAAAGAAUCGCGAGUUGGAGAACACCAAGCUGAGUGCAGAGCUGCAGAUGUUGAAGUCUGUGGAUGUGAACAAGGAAAACACCAUCGCUCAGUUCAAAGAGGAAGUGGGGCGGCUUCAGGCGUGUCUUGCUGACAAGGAGAAGCAGCACAGGGAGGUCCUGGCCAAAGUACAGCCACUGAGUGACGUGAAAGCAUUGAAGGAGCAGCUGCGGCAGAAAGAAGACCAGCUUUUGGCCAAUCAGCAGCAGUCCACUCUGCUGGCAGCCGAGUUGAGAGAUGCCUCAAGUGCCCGUGACCGCACCAUGUCUGAACUGUACCACUUAAAGGUGGAGGUGGACACUCUCCGUCAGGCCAAGACCGAGGUCCAGGCCAAAUGUGUCUGUCUGGAGCGUCUGGUGGAGCAGCUCAAAGUGGAGAUCAAGGCGUCCAAAGCAGACGAGGACACCGCGGAUCCAGCCAUUUUGGCCGAGCUGCAGAGAGAAGUGGAGGAUCUGAAGCUUCGCCUGCACAUGGCCGCCGAGCACUACAAAGAGAAAUACAAGGAGUGCCAAAGACUGCAGAAACAAGUGCUCCGGCUUUCAGACCAGCAAGGGGAGCCAAAGAAAAUCUCAGCACAAGAAGCAGCAGCAAUUCUUCCCACAGUGAGCCCAGACUCUUCUGUCCCAGGCAGCCCUGGUUCAGCUGACCCCAUGCUGGAGGCAAUCAUCCAAGAGAAACUGAAGGGGAUCAGCAGAGAGGCGUCUGAUCGCAAUGACAAGUAUAGGAAAUGCAAGCAAAUGUUGAUGGAGGAGAAAGAGCGCAGCUGCAUGUACGCUGACGAGCUGACGAAGAUGGAGGUUAAGUUAAAGGAACAAGUCAAGAUCAAUGAAAACAUGAAGUUCCAUUUGGCCGCGGAGGAGGACCGAUACAAGAGUCAAGUUGCAGAGAAAGGGCGCGAGCUGAAGGAACUCAAAGAUACACUCGCCCUUGUUGUGAGAGCGAAGGAAAAACCGGAGGGGGAUAAAAGCAGCAGCUCCAAAAGGCCGGAUCAGGUGGCUGGAGACAAGUGUAACGUGGAGAACGUGCAGUCCGGAAUGCCUUUGUUCCUGCAGUUCCCCGUUCCUUAUGUCCAGGACGCACCCACGCCUCUGCUGGUGUCACAGAGCCCCAGCAAGCUGCAGUUUGGGAACCCCUACUCCAUCUCAGACCCUAAUAAAGAUGAAGCAGAUGAGUCGUUCACCGAUGACCAGCUCCUCAGACUGCCCCCGAUGGGACCUCCCUCCUGGGACAGUAACGUGGUCUGCAUCCAGCCAACCCGCAACCCCAGCCGUCCGGAGGGCCCCGACGAGCCAGCGGAAAAGCAGAGCAACAACAACAACGCUAAUACCCACGAAGCACCGGCAGCGACAGAGGCACCCAGCCCGUUCUCAAACGACGGGCAAACCACGUUCUGCUUUGAGUCCAGCGUUGGCAUGAAGCGCUGCCCACUCUGCGAGGUCAUCUUUCCGCCCAACUACGACCAGAGCAAGUUUGAGGAACACGUGGAGAGCCACUGGAAAAUCUGCCCCAUGUGCAGCGAGCAGUUCCCCCUGGACUGUGACCAGAAGGUGUUCGAGAACCACGUGCUCACCCACUUCGAUAGCCAUCCGCUUAACUUUGACUAG